Messenger RNA from Teleopsis dalmanni, 869 nucleotides. RefSeq names its product CD63 antigen-like. The record is from RefSeq and is a predicted model, not a curated record. The transcript has 4 exons. Lineage: Eukaryota; Metazoa; Arthropoda; Insecta; Diptera; Diopsidae. Gene Ontology annotation, cellular component: membrane. Bases 1 to 843 code for a protein of 280 amino acids.
AUGUCAUAUCAUAUCAACUCAUCUAAAAAUACACAACAGAGGACAGCGCACUCAAACGUAUUCCGAAAGCAACGACGAGAGCAGCCAACGAAUAACAAACACAAAAGUUGGCGCCAAAAUGACCGACUAAAAUGGCGUCACAAAAUGAAAGAUACAAAAUUUAUUAGUGGAAUAAUGUAUCUGGAACAAGCGUACACCAAAAUAAGUGGUUUUCUGCAAAUUAUAUUUGGAUCCAUUAUAUUGGGUGAUUUAGUGGAUACAUAUUCUCCAGAUGGUUCGGUACACACAAGAACACUACCCGCUUUAAUUGUAGUGUUAGGUUGUUUAAUGGUUAUAGUUGCAGUUUUUGGUUGUUACACCAGAGAUAAUGUCCUGUUCACAAUACUCUAUAUAGUUUUUAUGUUUAUAUUAUUUUGUUUACAAAUUGCUUUGCUUGCUUGGAGUUGCAGUAGCAAAACAUCAUACCUAAAUGCUAUAUCAGCGCUGUUAACACAAACCUGGAAAGAUAAUACUUUAGGAAAUGGAUAUCCGAUGAAUGCGACUCAAAUCAAUUUCGAUUGCUGUGGACUAGAAGGUUAUACCGAUUAUGAGUCUAAUAAUAUGGUUGUGCCACCUUCCUGUUGUGGUCAUGAUACAAAUGUCGCAUGUCCAUUAAGCGUCUAUCAAUAUAAAAUAGGCUGUGAAGAUAGUUUUUUAAAUUUCUGGAGUGGAAAUUUCGAAAUAACUAAAUAUGGCAGCAUUUCUAUUAUGUUAGUAGAGUUUUUCGCGUUACUUUAUUCUGUUUUAUUGGUUAAUAAUUUAAGAAAAACCUUCAGCGAUGAUUUGUAUUUAGUAACUAAUUAAUACAUAAUUACCUGUUAUAGUUUUUA